AUGGGCAAUGAACAAUCAGCACCAACUUCAUCAGUACCAGCAGGUACAGAAUUAGCUACAAUGCCAAUUCGUCGUAACACAACUAACUAUGCUUCCACAGCUGGCAGCUCAUCCAUCACAGCCUCCUCCACAAACAACAACCUUCUCAACAAUAGUACUACAUCCAACAAUCACGAUCCUAACAAUAAUUCAAAUAAUCAAAAUAAUGGAAAUUUCCUCUCCCUCCUCACCACCUCCCAAACAUUAAUUUAUGGCUAUGCAAACAAUGCCUCCCAUCAAGUUGAUCCAUUCCGAUCCAAUGUAAAACAAUUGGCCGAUUUAAUCAGACCAAAUGCUCUUCAACUCGCUCCUCAGGAAGGCUUCUUUCAUAUCAGCGUCAUGUUGGAUGAAAUCUGCAAGACUCACGAAGACAUUUUAAAUAACUAUCGUAAAUAUUUGCCACUGGUAGAGUUUGCAUUGAGCGGGAAAACUGAGAACAAUGUAUUGUUUGGAUCAGGUGGUGGUGGGAGUAUUUUUGGCGCCACUUCUUCAUCUGCCUCCUCUUCAAAGGAAGCCUUUGAAAAAUUGUUAUUCUCUCUAAAAAAUCACAUUAACAAUACGAGGAAUGCUAUUGAGGGAUUGGUUGCUGCUUCGGAGAGUUAUGAGAGGAGAAGUUUAAAGGCUAGUAAUCAAUCGUCGCAUUCUCAGACUGCUUCAAUGGUUAAUUUGUUACCAACUUCGGGAAUUACUUCGUUUGAUUGGUCGACAAUUGCUAAUAAGAAGAAAUAUUUUCAAAUUAAGGAUGAAAUUGAAAUAUUGCUAACAUACCACUUGGAAGAAUUACGUGGAUAUAAAGAAAUUGUGGAAAAGGCUAAUGCAAAAGGAGAUACAGAAGUUAAUGUAGCAACUAUAAUUUCUGAUGAAUUUGCUGCAGAAUUUUGGAAAACUAAUUGUGGAGCUAAUGUAUUUUCUAUUGAUAAGGAAGCAUUUAUUGACUUGUUGGAUGCUAACUUUCAGGGUUGGUCUAAACGUGUAAAAAAAACAUGGGUUGAGGAGAUAUCAGAGCUCAUAGAUCCAACCUGUGACAGUGUUGUUUCCAUUGUAGAUUUCAAAACUGUUUUACAAUGGUUCGGUCCUUUCACAAUUUCCUUCUUUACACCUAUGGACAGUUUUUUAGCCCAGAAACAUUUUUGGGGAAGUAUUUCAUCCAUGGAAGCUCAACACUUACUUGAUUCCCAGGAGCCUGGUACUUUCCUCAUUAGAUUUUCUGAAAUUGAAGCUGGUGCUUUUUCUAUAAGUGUUGUAGAACAAGAGAGUGAUGACAAUUUAGGUCUCUCAGGUGGUGAAUCUACCAUUUUCAAGCAAACUUCUCACUUUAUAUUGAGAAGGAAAAAGGAAGACCAAAAAUUCCUCUUUAUUCUUUGUGAAAAUGAUACUGAAUUCAAAUGUGAAACUGUUGAUCAAUUAAUCAAACAAUAUCGUUUGACAUUUAAAUAUCCAUUCACUGAUGAAACUCAAAAAUUAGAAGUUAAACAACAAGAGGACGAGUUGGACUUUUUCAAUUUUAUGAAAUCAACAGCUGCUCUCAGUGCUCUUGACGAUGAUGAAGAAAACUCAAACUUUGUAAAAUUCAGAGGAAGAAUUGUUGACAAGUCCAUUGCCAAGCAAAAUGAAAAAGUUCCUCCAAACUCUACCAAAAAGACACCAACUUCAGCCACACUCAGCACUCCAAAACCAUCUGGUCACAAUAGAGUUCUCUCAACAGCUAGUAGUAGUGGAAAUUCUUCUCCAGUACCAAAUACUCCAACUACCAUUGCUGUAGCUUCACCGACAACCACUCCUUCUACCACUCUUCCAUCUGAUAAGAAUAUCACUACACCACAACCAGCAGCAUCAUCAUCAUCUGCAACAGUUAGUAGUAGUGCCAAUUCUACCACCAGUAGUAGUAGUACACCAUCAAUAGAUGAAAAUAAUAUUGCUCUUGAGGAAAAGAAGCAAUAAUUUCAAGAUUAGUUUGAUUUAAUUGAAUCAUUAAAUCUUUAAAUUAUUAUC
Molecule: messenger RNA, 2031 nt
Organism: Naegleria gruberi
Lineage: Eukaryota; Heterolobosea; Eutetramitea; Acrasida; Naegleriidae
Product: SH2 domain-containing protein
Exons: 2
Coding region: 1-1980 (659 amino acids)
Molecular function (GO): calcium ion binding
Source: RefSeq, a predicted model, not a curated record